Messenger RNA from Mobula hypostoma (lesser devil ray), 1835 nucleotides. RefSeq names its product suppressor of cytokine signaling 2 (gene socs2). Gene Ontology annotation, biological process: phosphatidylinositol phosphate biosynthetic process; intracellular signal transduction. The record is from RefSeq and is a predicted model, not a curated record. Lineage: Eukaryota; Metazoa; Chordata; Chondrichthyes; Myliobatiformes; Myliobatidae. Gene Ontology annotation, cellular component: phosphatidylinositol 3-kinase complex. The transcript is spliced from 2 exons. Bases 454 to 1044 code for a protein of 196 amino acids. Gene Ontology annotation, molecular function: 1-phosphatidylinositol-3-kinase regulator activity.
GCGCGUCUAUCGGUAAAUCCUCGGUGUUUCACUCAUGGGGCUGACAGUCAGAUUCCUCACACGCGGCGGUUUAUUUUCCCAAUCUCAUGAAUCUAGGGAAAGGACUCUGCCCACUCCGUCUGUCUUCAGAAAUGAAAACCUCGACUUUCCAAUCAUAGCGGAUGUCCCGCAGGUGAUCACAGACUGGAGAAUUUCUGUCAGACUAUCUCUCUCUCUCCCUCACUCAUUCUCACCCCCUCUCUCUCUCUCUCUCUCUCUCUCGCGCGCGCGCUCUCUCCCUCGUUUCUUCUUCCAGAUAUCCAAGAAAGCGAGUGAGUCGAUACAAUCUUGUUUAGCAGAAAAGCCCCUUCUCCCAGUGGAAGUUCUUGGUAAUGUACAUAAAAGUGGAGCUUUUCGUUGUUUGGGGUAACUUUUCUUUAGUUGGACAACCAUUUCGCUGAAGUCUCCCACCCUAUGACUUGCCAAGAGGCGUCGGACGAUGUGAACUCGAUGCGGACUGACCGGGGUCCCCGGCGAGCGUCGAGGGCGUCGGAAAGCGACCAGGACCGCGUUUCGGCAGCCAUGGCUGAUCUUCGGCGGGCAGGGUGGUACUGGGGAGCUCUUAAUGCAAAUGAAGCAAACGAGAAGUUAAAGGAAGCUGCUGAAGGAACAUUUCUGGUGAGGGAUAGUUCACAUCGUGAUUAUUUUCUCACCAUCUCUGUAAAAACUGUUUGGGGACCAACCAACCUGAGAAUUGAGUACCAAGAUGGCAAAUUCAGACUGGACUCAGUGAUUCUUGCAAAACCAAAACUGCAGCAGUUUGACAGUGUGGUCCACUUGGUGGAGUACUAUGUGAUCUUAUGUCAGAUGAUACAGAAUGCCCAGCAUCUGGCACCACAGAACAGAAGCGUCCAGCUGCAGCUGACCAAACCGCUGUAUAACGAGACUCCCACUCUGCAACACUUCUGCCGAAUUAAUAUCCAUAAAGCAACCAAAAGGAUUCACGAACUUCCUUUACCAACCAAACUGAAGAAGUACUUGUUGGAAUACAAGUAUCAGGUUUAAUUUUUUUUUUAUUUAAUGGAAAAGUAAGUCUAGGAGAGAACUUAUGUUCAAAGUGCCUUUCCCAUCAGGAACUUUGCCCAAGUCUCCUCUGUUUGUGCUGUAAGUCUGUUGGAGUCAUCUACUGUAUCCAGGGCUCCUGGAGCUGCCUUCUCUACAUCAGUGAGAUGCGACACAGAUAGAGGGACCACUUUGUUGAGCACCUUUGCUCCAUCUACAACAAAAUGUAGAUUUUCCCACUGGCUACCCAUUUCAAUUCUACUUCCUAGUCCCAUUCUGACAUGUCAGUCCACGGCCUCCUCCACUGCCACAGUGAGACCACUCUCAGGUUGGAGGAGCAACACCUCAUAGUUCGAUUGGGUUGUCUCCAACCUGACCGCAUGAAUAAUGGAUUUCUCUAACUAUGGGUAAUUUCUCCCUUCUCCCCCUUCUCUCUUUUACCAUUCCCCCCCUUCCUUCUUCUCUUCUCCUCGCAUGCCCAUCAUCUCCCUUUGAUGUCUUUCCUCCUUCCCAUGGUUCACUCUCCUCUCCUAUCAGAUCCCAUCCUCUUCAGCCCUCACCUCUUCCACUUAUCAACUCUCAGCUUCUCACUUCAUCCCCCCCUCCCUCACCCACUCACCUUCCCGGCUCCCCUGGUCUCACCUAUCCUGCUAUCCUGGUCUCACCUAUCCUGCUCCCCUGGUCUCACCCUUCCCUGCUCCCCUGGUCUCACCUAUCCUGCUCCCCUGGUCUCACCUUCCCUGCUCCCCUGGUCUCACCUAUCCUGCUCCCCUGGUCUCACCUAUCCUGCUCCC